Molecule: messenger RNA, 1502 nt
Organism: Nothobranchius furzeri (turquoise killifish)
Lineage: Eukaryota; Metazoa; Chordata; Actinopteri; Cyprinodontiformes; Nothobranchiidae
Gene: ccnb2
Product: cyclin B2
Biological process (GO): mitotic cell cycle phase transition; regulation of cyclin-dependent protein serine/threonine kinase activity
Cellular component (GO): nucleus; cytoplasm; cyclin-dependent protein kinase holoenzyme complex
Molecular function (GO): cyclin-dependent protein serine/threonine kinase regulator activity
Source: RefSeq, a predicted model, not a curated record
GCCGGAGCGCUAUUUGAAUGCCGCAUGUCUGUGUUGUUUAUUUGAAGUCACUCGUCGUGAUUAGGCUGUGCUUAACGGUGAACAGAAUCGUUAAGUUUUUUAUUAUAAGUCAAUAUUUCUUGUUUCCGCCGUAGACGUUCAAAAAUGUCCGUGGAGCUUCGAGCUGCGCUGCUGCCAGCCACAGAAAACCCUCUGAAGAUGGGUAAAAGCUCCACGGCGGCUCCGAGGAGGGCUGCUCUGGGAGAACUAACCAACUUUACCGGAGCUAACCGCAAACCACACAACGCUAAGAAGAAAGGAGCAUCACAGAAACCAGCUGGUUCCCAGGAAGUGAAGCUGGCUCCGGAUCAGGCUGCUGUGGUCCAGAUCCCAGCAGCGACAGAAAUGCUCCCUUCACUUACAGAGGAGCCAGCUGACCUGAAGGAGGAAAAGCUAUGCCAGGCAUUCUCACAGGUUCUGCUCAUGGUGCAGGAUGUGGAUGAGGAGGAUGGACACCUGCCUCAGCUCUGCUCUGAAUAUGUCAAGGACAUCUACAACUACCUGCACGUUCUGGAGGUGCAACAGGCUGUACGAGCUAACUACAUGCAGGGAUAUGACAUCAAUGAGCGCAUGAGGGCGCUCCUCAUCGAUUGGCUGGUCCAGGUCCACUCCAGGUUCCAGCUGCUACAGGAGACUCUGUACCUUACCGUGGCUAUUCUAGACAGGUUCCUCCAGGUCCAACCGGUCUCUCGCAGGAAGCUGCAGCUGGUCGGCGUCACUUCCAUGCUGCUGGCCUGUAAAUAUGAGGAGAUGUACACGCCAGAGGUGGGAGACUUUGCCUACAUCACUGACAACGCCUUCAGUAGGGCUCAGAUUCUGGACAUGGAGCAGCUGGUUCUGAGGGGCAUCAACUUCCAGCUGGGACGCCCGCUGCCGUUACACUUCCUCAGGCGGGCUUCCAAAGUGGCCAGUACUGAUCUAGAGAAACACACUUUGGCCAAGUAUCUGAUGGAGCUGACCCUCUUGGACUACCAGCUAGUCCACUACCGGCCUUCUGAGAUCGCUGCUGCCUCCCUGUGCCUUUCCCAGCUGCUGAUGGAUGUACUGCCAUGGUCGCCCACACAGCAGCACUACUCGACCUACGACGAGGCCCACCUGAAGCCAAUCAUGCAGCACAUCGCCAAGAAUGUUGUGAUGGUGAACGAAGGGAAAACAAAGUUCCUGGCGGUGAAGAACAAGUACUCGAGCAGCAAGCUGAUGAAGAUCAGCCUCAUUCCUCAGCUGAAGUCUCCAGUCCUAAAGAAAAUGGCUGCUGCUUUGAUCAACAAUUAAGACUUUUAUUUUGAAACAUAUUAGAUGUUUUACUAGCACUUUAUUUUGUCAUCUCUCUGAGAGAGGAACACAUAACCUUUUCAGACUUGUUCACAGCUUUUGCGUUCCUAAAGAAGUGAAUUUCCAAUGGAGUGUGUUUGUUCCCGUAACUGAAAGUGGAGAAGUUUUUAAUAAAAUGUUGUUUUUUUUAA